AUGUCCACCAAACCCGACCAGUCCUUCACGGCCCAGGACAGUCGCGCCUAUUCAGCCCUUAGAAACUUUGUCCGGGGGGAAGUAUGGGUAAAGAUAUACCGGGCCAUCUCCGAGGACCCUACAUCGGAUACAGCGCUUCUCGAAGGGCAUCUCGACGACGACUCGAGGUUCGAUGAAUAUCUCAGACAAUACUUCGCAGAGAAGAAGGAAGACUUGAAGAAACAUCUGAAUAUCCCUGCUUCCGACUCCACUUUCAAGAAACGCUGCUCGCAAAUCGCGGAGAACCUGUUCAGUGCCGCGAUAGGCGCAACCCCAAGGGUCAAGGUGACCUUUUCCACCGCCACCAAGACCAUAAUGGACGACUUGAACUUGGGAGUAUACUGUGCUGGACCUUUGACGGAAUCCCGUAUUGCAGAAUUCAUCAAGCUUGUGGACAAGGUGCACUCUUGUGGUUUGGACAAACACAUCGAUGACCUUUUGCGAGCGGAGGGUGGCAAUCUGGACCCUGAGCGGCGCCGUUUGAAGAGAACAGUGAGCGGGAGUAAUGAAGCUGAAUGCCGAAUGUUGAUAGACCUUACUCUGGACCGUGCGGUCGCGUUAUCUAACGGGAUAACCGGUAAAUAUGAGUGCAUCAGAGUGGAGGUUGCCUUGGCAGAGACCCCACGGUCGUCAGAGAACGCGACAGGCAUUGGAGGCCCUGUAGAUGUUACCUCGCGUGACGGCAAGAUCUACUCCUUCACUGGCAUUGUCGACUACAUCGUUACACUGUCAUCAGAUGACCUCCGAGUCCUUGACCUACCGGCGAAGUUGGUUAGCAUUGCGGCUGCGGAUGAGCUUCAGAUGGCCAUUCUUGAAGCGAAACACGAGAUGACUGAGGAAGAGCUCAUGCGUCACCUUCCUCAGUUGGUAACGCAAGCGAUUGUCACGAUUAAGGUUCUACGAUGGAACGCGCUGGCGUGCAUCCUUUCGGACGGUUUUCAAUACAUCUUCGCGGUCAUGGAGCGUGUAGACGCAACGUCCGACAAAUACAUCUUGUACCACUACAAGAGUUUCCAAUUCAUCGACAACCAUGUACCGGGCUUGGAGAAGGCAAAACUCCUUUUGGCGAUGAUUACGAGCUGGGGAGUGCUGAAUCCAGAGCUUGACAUCCGGCCAAAGGUCAAGAAUCACGCCGAUUCGUUUGUUUCCGGCAUUUGA
Molecule: messenger RNA, 1197 nt
Organism: Coprinopsis cinerea okayama7#130
Lineage: Eukaryota; Fungi; Basidiomycota; Agaricomycetes; Agaricales; Psathyrellaceae
Exons: 7
Coding region: 1-1197 (398 amino acids)
Source: RefSeq, a predicted model, not a curated record